This is a messenger RNA of Neodiprion virginianus, 1030 nucleotides long. RefSeq lists its product as uncharacterized. NCBI's taxonomy places the organism in Eukaryota, Metazoa, Arthropoda, Insecta, Hymenoptera, Diprionidae. Bases 281 to 1030 code for a protein of 249 amino acids. The transcript is spliced from 3 exons. The record is from RefSeq and is a predicted model, not a curated record.
UGUGGUAACAAGAUGAAGAUCGAAAACAAAUGAGCGGCUAUAACUUAGCGAAGCCGGUAUUCACGUUGCGACGAUUUGCAGUGUUAUUUCCAACCAAAAAGCAUUAAUCGUCAGUCACCUCGUACUCGCCGAUUUCAGACUCGAUUCGGAAUUCAUCUUCACUCGGCCGUGAGAAUAAGCUUGCUACUUUCUCAGCGACUGAUUGCAGUUUUUCUUUUAUCAAAGACACGCCGCGAACUCGUAUUACCCCGAAAAUUGAACUUUCCUCACCGAUCCCGUGAUGAGCUUGGACGGCAGGAGCAAACCGAGCAACAAGAGUCCACGAAAAGGAAGGACUUCGUCGGCCGGGGCCUCGGACGACGAGAUAAGCGUGAUAGCGGUGAUAAAGAAGGGCAGUAAUUCUGCAGGUAUUCCGAAACGAGCGAGGUAUCACUACAUCCGUGAGCUGCCAUUGGCCGUGGUAAAGUCGUUCAAAAAGUCGUUUCAAAAAGCCGAAGAGACUCGGACCCCCGUUUCCAAUACUGGAGAAUCACUCCGCGGGCCCAGAUCGGACGGUCAAGUGAAAAAACCACGAGUGAUCGACCUCAGCGACCAGGCAUCAAAGAUGGAACUUCGUAGGCAAUUCAAUGUCACCGAGAAGGAUGAAGACGAAGACCGAUUGAGCUCCGGUUCGGUCUCCACGGGACUGUCCUCGGUACCAGUUCACAAACUUCCUCCAGGAACUGUCCUUAUAAAACAAGAACCCAGAAUGGAGAGCGCCGACGGAAACGACGACACUUUCACUGUCAGGACCCCGGAAGCCGACGCAGCCCCGAACAACUCGAACGGAAGCUCAGUUGAGACAACGACGGCCACGACUACGACAACGACUGGUAGCAGCAGUAGCAGCAGCAGCACAAGCAGCGGCAGUAGCGUCAGUAGCUGUGGUAGCGCUAGCAGCAGUGGUGGCUUUGAGUCCCGACCCGCCACACCAUCCAGCAAAGUUAAACGCACACACAGAGCAGCCAGAGCGAGUGGAGGAAAAAAGUAG